AUGAAGAUUUAUUUUAUUCUCCUACUCUUCGGUACUGUUACAACUAUUCAUGCUAUUACUGGCAUAAUUCAAAAUAUUACUAUUGUUGAAGAAAGAUUUCAUCCAAUUGUGACGCUUGCAUAUAAAGUUAAUGCAAUUGAACUUCAGUCAUUUAUUGAUCCAAGACUAAAAGUGGCUACAUUUACUGAUGGUUAUGCUUAUUUAAUUAUUACAGUGGACAAUAUAACCGUAACACCAUUGGUUUUUAACGCUGUUUCGGUAACUGCUUUGGAAACGAAAAUCUUUACAAUCGUUUCUCAUAACAAUCAACUAAAACGUAUAAUAUUACAUCUUGAAAUACAAAAUAUUCUUUCAAGUAUAUUAUGUGAACCCUUUAUAGAAUUUCCAUACGGGUGUAUGGUAUACCCAAAUAUGACAUCUAGCGUAGAUAAUCAAACAUCAAAAUACCAAUUUACAAUAAAAACAUUUAAUCCUGGAACUCUAAAAACAAUCGAUUUUCAAUUAAAAAUAACAUUUGAUAGGAAAACAUCACUUAAUUAUAAUGAUCAAUCAACAUUACCUGGUUUUGUGUUGAACAACAUAACAAAUAGUCAAUUUGUUCAAUCAUUGUAUAGUAAGCAGACAAUAGUACCAUCUCUUACAAGUAAACAGUCCGAAAAACCGUUACCAUUAUUAGCCACCGGUAAUGAUUAUGGUUAUUAUUUUACUGUUGUUCAUCCAUGUAAAACUACUACACAAAUUAUAUCCAAUUAUAUAGAAGCAGCAAUUGGAAAAAUGAAGAGUUUGAAUGAACUGCAACCAGAUUUAUGUGUUUAUUCACCAUAA
Didymodactylos carnosus is the source of this 825-nucleotide messenger RNA. Lineage: Eukaryota; Metazoa; Rotifera; Eurotatoria; Philodinida; Philodinidae. The record is from the annotation of a GenBank genome assembly.